This is a messenger RNA of Aspergillus puulaauensis, 429 nucleotides long. RefSeq names its product RING finger protein. Bases 1 to 429 code for a protein of 142 amino acids. NCBI's taxonomy places the organism in Eukaryota, Fungi, Ascomycota, Eurotiomycetes, Eurotiales, Aspergillaceae. The record is from RefSeq and is a predicted model, not a curated record. The transcript is spliced from 2 exons.
AUGGCUGGCUAUUAUAUACACGUGCCACCCCCUGAGGAACGCGGCGGCCUGACGGUGAACGAGCUGUUUGCGUCGGGGAUGCCCUGCUAUUUUGGUUCGCGAGAUUUGACAAGCAAUCCCGGGAAUCUGCCUGAUAACUGCGUCCUCUGCUGGGAGAAGCUGGGGCCCGAGGCUUCAUACCGUCGACUUCCUUGCAGCCAUAUCUUCCACCUUUCUUGCAUUGAUUUGUGGCUGUGUGAAGAGGAUGCAAGCUGUCCGCUGUGUCGCAAGACAUUCUACUACUUGAGGGGACCGCGCGGGGUGUAUAUUGGCAGUCAGCGCGGUAGCUAUGCACCUGAAUUGCCAGUUGCGUUCUAUUUCAAGGCGGCAAAGGCCUGGUUUUCUGUUCAUUGUCUGGGGAAACCCACGAGACAUGGUCAUAUUCAAUAA